AUGUCUAGUCUCGCAUGCUCUGAACUUUACCUUUACAUUGGUACUGAAGUUACCUUCAACACACCAUCAUCCCAAACGUGGGUUCUCGAGGAGAAGCUCACCGAGGGUAUUCCUAUUGAAGGAAAUGAGUAUCAACGCCCUGAGGUUCGACAACGAAAGGCCGCUCCUCCACGAAAGCAUGGAGAGCUAGACGUCCUAAAGGAUCUAAAGCUACGAAAAUGUCCCGUGGUCCCGAGUCUCCUCGCUUAUAAAGAAGGAAAACAAGGCAAUGAUGGCCUAGUCGUAGAUGGAUACAUUACACAUAUUGUAUGGGAUAAGGUUCCGGGGAAGGAACUGAACCAGGAUAUGGUCUGGAAUCGUACGUCAGGUCCACUACGUGAGGCCGUCCGCGCAAAGUUUCGCGAUGUCUGGGGGGAGCUGAGGCGAUAUGGAUGGCAGCCAGCCGUGCCUGGACUGGAGAAUAUCAUCUACGACGAGGUUACGGAGACGAUGCACAUUAUAGGCUUCCGAGACCCCGCCCUAUUCGAGCCCGAAGAGAAAGACCAGAGAGAGUUUUUCUAG
Molecule: messenger RNA, 561 nt
Organism: Penicillium verrucosum
Lineage: Eukaryota; Fungi; Ascomycota; Eurotiomycetes; Eurotiales; Aspergillaceae
Exons: 4
Coding region: 1-561 (186 amino acids)
Source: RefSeq, a predicted model, not a curated record